UAAAAUUAUAUAUAGUGAAUGUGGAUCGCGGAUUAAUGCAUAGGUAGAUAAUGUAGUUUUUUUUUUAUUAUUAUAUUUAGUAAGACUUUUUUUAUUUUAUUUGUAUGUACAGUUUAUGCCGGAGAAAUAGUCGGUACGGCAAAAGACACAAUCUGUCUGUGUCUGACUCUUUUUCUUCUGUCUACUCGCUAUUAAAUUGUCUUUGGUGUAACAAAGACAGACAAUAUUCUUAUUUCACUUUUAUUUUUAUACUCGGGUUUAUAUAAACACAAUAAAAUAUGAAUAUAUAUUUCAUAUAGAUCUUAUUCAUUUUUUAUACCAUUUUUUUUUUCUUUCAAGGUCAAAAUUUUUCAAAUUCAAAAUUUUUAUGAUACAUUUUUUUUAAUUUCUUAAUAGUGAUAUAAAAAAAAAAAUACUCAUUUUUUUUUCAGUUUAAAAUUUUGAAAAUUUGAAAUUUUUAUGAAAAGUUAAAAUUUUAAAUUUCAAAUUACAAUUAAAAAUUUUUGAUUAAUAAAAAAUAUGUUGGGAUAAAUUUUAUAAAAAUUUCAAUGUUUGUUUUUUCUUUUUUAUCAAAAAACGUUAAAUGAUAAAAAUAAUAAAAUUUGUAAUAAUGUAAUAAGUGAAGUCGCCACGUUACAGUAAAUACGUGUCGUGUGUGUUUUAAAAUAACUUUGAACGUGUAAAGUGCCGCAGUUUAAAUAAAACAUUAACUCCAAAGCAAUAGCAGUUUCAUAAUGUCUCUUUAAUCAUCAAGAGUAAAAGUAACAGUAAGAAUUAAAAAAAAAAAAAAAAUGCAACCAGAGACAAUGUUGAAUUUACGGUGGGAUUUUUUUUCAUCUCACUUGUCUUCAACUUUAGAUUAUUGUUACGAAAAACAACAUUUUGUAGACUUAUCACUGGUAUGUAAAAAUAACGUAACAUUUAAAUGUCACAAAAUGAUAUUAUCAGCAACGAGUGGAUUUUUCCGGCGUCUGUUGAUGAAAAAUGAUCAUCCACAUCCACUAAUUAUUUUACAUGACAUCGAUCAUAAUGAUUUGAAAUUAAUAUUAAAUUUUAUGUACUACGGAGAAAUUCAAGUACCGGAGCGUGAUGUCAAGCGUUUAAUUAAAAUAGCUCAAGUUUUUGACAUUCACGGUCUCAAAGAUAUAAAACCAACUGGACAACUAGAUGAUGAUAAAUUAAAUUUUAUUGAAAAUUCGCCGCUGAUUGAUACGAGUAUCGAUGCUGUGGAGAUUAAAAAUGAACCGAUAAGUCCAGAUGCUGUUACGAGUAAUGACGGUGAUAUUGAUCAUGACAAUAAUUUCAAAAAUAAAAUAACUCCAGUUAUUAAAAUAAAAAAACCGCAAUUACUAAAAAAUAAUUAUAAUUUAAGACAGCGCACAACAUCUAAUUUAUUGCGUGAUAAUGAUUUUGUAAUGGAUAAUUAUAGAGUAAGAAAUAAUAAGAGAAAAAGUAAUAAUAAUAAUAAUAGUAAUGAUAAAAAUUCAACUGUGAUAAUUAACGAAACAAAUGCAAUAUCAGAUGAUAAGAAAGUUGAUGUAAAUAAUUAUAAAAAUGAUAAUAAAUGUUUUAAAAAUAAUAAUAAUGGAUUUAAAAAAGUAAUAAUUGAGGGUAAAAAUAAUAAGAAACUGGAUAAUUGUAAUUAUUUAAAAAAAUUAAAACUCUUAGACGAAGUUGAAAUCAUUUUUCAACCCGCGGUAAAUGACGCGAGUGUGACGAUGACCAGAUUUAAUUCAAAUUCAAAUUCAAAUUUUAAUGAUAAUGAUAAUUUAAACUCCGGUAUAUUUAUUAAAGACGAAGUCGAUAUUUCGAUGGAUGAUUUCGAUCAAGGAAAUAAAACUAAAGCAGAUAAAAAAAUAUCACUGGGCCCGGGAGUUGAAAUUUUUAAAACUUAUCCGAAAAAUUGGACGGGGCCGAGUACUAGUAGCGAAUUUUGUUAAU
Messenger RNA from Microplitis mediator, 1941 nucleotides. RefSeq lists its product as uncharacterized. Gene Ontology annotation, molecular function: protein binding. Bases 792 to 1940 code for a protein of 382 amino acids. Gene Ontology annotation, biological process: regulation of transcription by RNA polymerase II. Lineage: Eukaryota; Metazoa; Arthropoda; Insecta; Hymenoptera; Braconidae. The record is from RefSeq and is a predicted model, not a curated record. Gene Ontology annotation, cellular component: nucleus. The transcript has a single exon.